This is a messenger RNA of Anopheles merus, 694 nucleotides long. RefSeq names its product dynein light chain 1, axonemal (gene ODA-Dnal1). Bases 92 to 694 code for a protein of 200 amino acids. Gene Ontology annotation, cellular component: cytoplasm. Gene Ontology annotation, molecular function: protein kinase binding. NCBI's taxonomy places the organism in Eukaryota, Metazoa, Arthropoda, Insecta, Diptera, Culicidae. The record is from RefSeq and is a predicted model, not a curated record. The transcript has 2 exons.
GCUGCCCCAUUUCUUUUUCCACUUGUUUCGAACGUGCCCUUUCAUCUGAACUGCAUCAUUUUAUUAACUUCUUUUACAAUUACUUUACAAAAUGGCAAUAGCCAAAGCUACCACCAUCAAAGAAGCUCUCAAACGACUCGAAGAUCGUACUAAAACCAAUUCAUGCGAUGAGAAAGAGAUUGACCUCUGCUUCCAGUGGCCUCCAAUAGAAAAAAUGGAUACCACCUUCUCAACGCUGACGGCAUGCCAAAAAUUAUCGCUAUCCACCAAUAUGAUUGACAAAAUCUAUGGACUGAGCGGCAUGAAGAACCUACGGGUGCUUUCACUGGGACGUAAUUACAUCAAAGCGAUAUCCGGCCUUGAAGGAGUCAGUGAUACGCUGGAAGAACUCUGGAUUAGCUACAACCUAAUCGAAAAACUGAAAGGCAUCAGUGUCCUCAAGAGGUUGAAGGUGCUCUACAUGAGCAACAAUCUGGUCAAAGAUUGGGUCGAGUUCAACCGUCUGGCCGAUUUGCCCAUGCUGGAAGACUUGCUCUUUGCCGGCAAUCCACUGGUGGAGUCGAUGGAAGAGAGCAUUUGGCGGGCGGAGGCCAGCAAACGGUUGCUUCCAUUGAAAAAACUCGACGGUGAAACGGUUAUUCGCGAGGACGCUGAGUCGCAGAACCAGCAGGGCGUUGGACAGCCGGAGAAAUAA